This is a messenger RNA of Oncorhynchus tshawytscha (Chinook salmon), 1349 nucleotides long. Its product is annotated as Krueppel-like factor 12. Gene Ontology annotation, molecular function: RNA polymerase II cis-regulatory region sequence-specific DNA binding; DNA-binding transcription factor activity, RNA polymerase II-specific. Lineage: Eukaryota; Metazoa; Chordata; Actinopteri; Salmoniformes; Salmonidae. The coding region runs from base 402 to 1310 and encodes 302 amino acids. The record is from RefSeq and is a predicted model, not a curated record. The transcript is spliced from 4 exons. Gene Ontology annotation, biological process: regulation of transcription by RNA polymerase II.
AGGCAGGCAGACAGACAGUGACACAAACAGGCCGUCAGGCGGACAGACAUACAGACAGACAGGACGACAGAUAGACAGACAGACAGACAGAGAGACAGACCAGACAGAGCUAUAGGUGGAAGGAAUCUGUGGUUAAAGUGUGAGCUGGUCCGACGGCGGCGGCUGUCUGUCUGAGAGGAAGUUGCAUUGUGGGUUGUAUGUCUGACUGAACACUGAAAGCACCACAGGUCUCUCUACGACCCAGAGACCGAUGCUGCCAGUCAGAGGAUGUUCCAGUGCGACUGGACACAGGCUGUUUACGUUGACCAAUGUUUUAGGUUGUGGUUUAAUGUUCCUGUCAAAUAAACCAAUGAAAACGUCUAUCCUACUUUGGCUCUCUAAACAGCCGUGGGCGGGACGUCAUGCUGUUGAUCGAUGGGAUGCCUGCCGUCAGCGUCCAAUCAGAGUCUCUGGAGCCUCAGAGAAUGCCCCAGACAGAGCCUGUAGACCUGUCCACCAGCAGCUCCAGGACAUCUCCGACAUCCACAGGAUCCCUGUGCCCCCUACCGUCCACCUCCAUCACCAAGCCUUCCUCAUCAUCAUCCUCCUCCUCUGUCAUUACGUAUGUCCCAAAUAUUCCUGCUAUAUCAGCGGCAGGUCCCGGCAUGAGAGUCCUUUGUGUCAGAGAGUACCCCCUCACAUCACUCUCCUCCAGCCCCGCCCCUCUUCAGGCCCACCGUACGCCCGUAGUGGUACAGCCCACAUCCCUCUCCUCCAGCCCUGCCCCUCUUCAGGCCCACCGUACGCCCGUAGUGGUACGGCCCACACCCCUGCUCUACACCCACCCACCACACAGCAGAACCCUGGUGGUACCCCGACGUCCACAUCACCGUCACCGUGGUGACGGCCAGGAUGAUGAGCUGCCGACAACGAGACUGGAAAGUGUGACAGAGAUGGGACAGGUUGUAACCAGAGUGGGUCAUGACUCCAUGUUAGCCGGUGGUAUCCAGAGCAUGCGGGUAGGUCAUGUGACCAGGUCAGAGGUCAGGGGGCGUGUCCGUAGGUGUGUCCACAGGUGUGAGUUUUACGGCUGUAACAAGGAGUACACCAAGAGUUCCCACCUCAAGGCCCACAGACGCACACACACAGGUGAGAAGCCGUAUAAGUGCACGUGGGACGGGUGCACGUGGCAUUUUGCCCGUUCUGACGAGCUGACCCGCCAUUACAGGAAACACACGGGGGUGAAGCCCUUCAGGUGUAGCGACUGUCAACGCUCCUUUUCCCGCUCAGAUCACCUGGCCCUGCACAGACGCAGACACACACUGAUCUGAGGAGGGAGGGAGGGACGGACGGACAGACACUGAUCUGAG